AUGGAAAUGUCAGCAGGUGUAGGCCGAAACACCUUGCCACCAGGGCCGUCGGGGGACUCGAAGACCCCGGUCUAUGCAGUAGAGCGGUUGAACAAACAGCACUUAGCUCAAAAGGUCAAGCGCAAGGACAAGUUCUAUGAGGAGGCUCGGCUGCCGAGCGGGGAGCGGUCAACCCUGGCCGACUACCAGGCCACCUAUGACGGACGGAGGAUGGACCGGGGGCACGUG
Messenger RNA from Ostertagia ostertagi, 228 nucleotides. The record is from the annotation of a GenBank genome assembly. Lineage: Eukaryota; Metazoa; Nematoda; Chromadorea; Rhabditida; Trichostrongylidae.